Messenger RNA from Rotaria sp. Silwood1, 3087 nucleotides. Lineage: Eukaryota; Metazoa; Rotifera; Eurotatoria; Philodinida; Philodinidae. The record is from the annotation of a GenBank genome assembly.
AUGCCAACUCGAAAACAUUUAUCUAGUCGACAUCGACAUAGACAUAAUGGAAAAUCAUCAAAAAAACAUUCGAAAGAAAGCAGUGAAACUCGUCGCACAUCACGAUCAAGAUCUCCAGUUCGAUAUCGUUCAUCGACAGCUGAUAAAGAACGUAAAUCAAUUCAAACUUCUACUAAUCAAACAACAUCAAUAAUAACGACUACAAAUGAACCUCUUAAUAAAGAAACUGAACAGAAACGUUUGGAAGAAGAAAUUCAGAAACGUAAAAUUCGUGUUGAACAAUGGCGUGCUGAACGUCGAAUAAUGCUUGGUAUUGAUAAAGUCAGACGACAAUCAGCUGCACAAGCUACAAAAAGUAAAUUUUGGUCACUAGAAAAUGAAUGUGAUGACGACGAUGAAGAAGAUUUACAAAACGUUUGUAUACCAUCAGUCAGUCUUAAACGUGAUGUUGCUGCAGUACGUAAAACAUAUAAACAACAAGAAGCAAUAGAACGUGCUACACAAGCAGCUGCAUGUACAACUGUUGAAAAAAUCGAUGAUGACGAAGACGAUCCUUUAGAUAGAUUUAUGGAAAGUAUUACAAAAGAAGUUAAAGAUUUCCGUGAAAAUAAUAACAAAGGAUCAAUUAUUCAAAUUGUUAAAAAAACAAUUAAAAAUGAAUCAGUUGAAUCAAGUGGUAUAGUACUAACAGCCAAUGAUCAUGACGAUGGUUUAUCAAUAGUUAAAACUGAACCUAUGGAUACUAAUGAUCAAACAUCCUUAGCUCCAUCACUUGUUACAAUUCGUAGUGGUGUAGCUAAAUCUGCUAAAGAAAAAGGUCUAAUUAUGGAACAAGACAUGGAUGGUUUAGAAUAUUCAUCAGAAGAAGAAAUUACUGAGUCAAAUGAAGAUCUUGAUAGUAUAUCUGGAAUGAACAGUAAAAAAUCAAAAUUAGAUAUGAUGAUAACAAAUCAUGAUAAAAUAUAUUAUCGACCAUUUCGUAAAGAAUUUUAUACAGCUAUAUCCGAGAUAGCUAAUAUGACAGAAGCUGAAGUUGCUGCUUACCGAAAAGAACUCGAUGAUAUCAAUGUAGUUGGUAAACGAUGUCCAAGACCAAUAAAAACUUGGUCACAAUGUAUAACAUCUACUAAAAUUUUACAAGUUUUAAAAAAACUUAAUUACGAAAAUCCAACACCUAUUCAAGCUCAAGCAUUACCAAUUAUUCUUUCUGGUAGAAAUAUGAUUGGUAUUUCUAAAACAGGCAGUGGAAAAACAUUAGCAUUUCUUUUACCAAUGUUUCGUCAUAUAAUAGAUCAGCCAUCAUUAAAUGAUGGUGAUGGUCCAAUUGCUAUUAUUAUGACACCGACUCGUGAAUUAGCAUUACAAACAACAAGAGAAUGUAAAAAAUUUGCUAAAUUAUUUGAUAUUCGUUGUAUUGCUGUUUAUGGUGGUACAAGUAUAUCAGAACAAAUUGCACAACUUAAACGUGGUGCAGAAAUUAUUGUAUGUACACCUGGACGUUUGGUUGAUAUGUUAACUGCUAAUAAUGGGAGAGUAACAAAUGUUCGACGAGUUACUUAUAUUAUUGUCGAUGAAGCUGAUCGAAUGUUUGAUAUGGGUUUUGAACCACAGGUGACAAAAAUUCUCCAUAGUAUUCGUCAUGAUCGUCAAAUCGUUAUGUUUUCAGCAACAUUUCCUAAAAAGAUGGAAGCAUUAAUGCGUAAAAAUCUUUAUAAACCUAUCGAAGUUACUGUUGGUGGACGAAGUAUAGUUUGUAAAGAUAUUAUACAAAAUAUCGUUAUUUUUGAUGAUGAUGAUGAACAAAAAUAUUUAAAAUUACUCGAAUUACUUGGUAUAUAUCAACCACAAGGUUCAAUUCUUGUUUUUGUUGAUACACAAGAACAUUGCGAUGAAUUAAUGAACAAAUUAAUGAGUAAUCUUUAUCCAUGUAUGUCAUUACAUGGUGGUAUUGAUCAAUAUGAUCGUGAUUCAAUAAUAACAGAUUUUAAAAAUGGUGAUAUACCAUUAUUAAUUGCAACAUCAGUUGCUGCACGAGGUUUAGAUGUUAAAAAUUUAACUCUUGUUAUUAAUUAUGAUUGUCCAAAUCAUUAUGAAGAUUAUGUACAUCGUUGUGGACGUACAGGUCGAGCAGGGCAUAUAGGUUAUGCUUAUACAUUUAUUACACCAACACAAGAACGUUAUGCGGGUAAUAUAAUAGAAGCUUUGAAAACAUCUAAUGCACCUAUACCAGAAGAAUUAACUUUAUUAUGGGAUAAUUAUGUUAAAAAAGUGAAAGCCAUGGGUAUAGAAGUAAAAGUUGGUAGUGGUGGUUUUAGUGGACAUGGUAGUUAUGAAUUUAAUUCAUCAGAAAUACAAUUAAAGAAAAAACAAAAAAGUAUACAAGCUGUUGCUAUGGGUUUAGCAGAUUUUGAUGAAGAGGAAGAAAGUCAAGUUAUUGAUCAACAAAUUCAAUCAUUAUUUAAUAAGAGUAAAAUAAAUAUUAAAACUAACGAUAAGACAUUAGUUAAUCAAAAUGAAGAAACUAAUGGUUCAACAACUGUUAAUGAUAUAGCAUCGAAAUUAAAAUUAGCUACGCAAGUAGCAGCUAGACUUACAUUCACCAAAUCUGAAACUCGAGAUGCCAUACAAGAAGCAACAACUUCAUUAUUUCAACAUGGUGGUAUAUUAAAUACAGGUGUAUCCAAUCGUAUUGUAGCACAACAACGAGCGAAUGAACUAAAUCGAAAAUUACAUUAUGAAAAACCCGAAGAAGAAAUACAAGUAACUCUAAAUGUAUCCAAAAUAUUUCAAGAAGAGUUAGAAAUAAAUGAUUUUCCACAAAAUGUUCGAUCGAAAAUUUUAAGCAAAGAAACACGAGCACAUAUAUGUGAGUAUGCUGAUGUUGAUAUAUCUGUACAUGGUCAAUAUUUUUCAAAUAAUAAAGAAGUUACACAAGAUGAUAGAAAACUUUAUUUACAUAUUGAAUCAUCAACUGCAUAUAGUCUUCAAUUAGCUAAAGAGGAAAUUACUCGAUUAAUUAAAGAAGAAAUGAUGAAAAUGCAAAAUCCAGCUCUACAACUUGUCAAUCGUGGUCGUUAUAAAGUUUAA